AGAUAUUAAGCGCGGGGGUGAACCGACUAGGUUUUGGCGCAAGAUUUGUCCGUAAUGUGAAUCCCAACAAUUCGUGCAUGAGUGUUCAUUAUCUCUGUUAAGUCUGUUCAUCCGCUAUUAGUGUUAGAGUUCAUUGUCAAGAAUCGUUUUAUAAGUAAAUAAAAUCAAUUUUUAGCGUCUUCAAAGUGGCUUAGGAUCGCCCAUAUACUACCACCAGAGCAUUCAGGCUACAAUUUCGGUCCAUAUAUUAGACGCGAAUUCAACAUAGUUUUUAAGAAUAUUCAGUGUUUUCAGAUGUCCGCCAUAACGGAUGACGAAAUCAUAAAGAGAAGACUCUUAAUUGAAGGCGAAAGUGGAAAUGAUGACCGCAGAAUUACACUAUUACUUAAAAAUUAUCUUCGAUGGGUAGCUUCUGAUGAUGUUGGUGAAGACGGCUACGAAGCUUAUCAAGCCCUUAUAGCUAGUGUUUACCAGUGUGAAAACGCCAUGGAACAGUCGUCAUUAGUAAUAGCUAUGAACUACGAACAGCAAAAACAGUAUGAGGAUUUAUAUAAAGAGAUUGAAACGGCCAUUGAAAGUGCGAAAAAUCGCAUUCAAAAAUGUAAAGAAGAUCUGAGAUCCGCAAAAACUGUCAGGAAAAAUAGACGAGAGUAUGACAGUCUUGCCAAAGUUCUCUGUGAUCAUCCAGAGAGAGAUGAGACACUUGAAAAAUAUAGAAAAUUAAAAGCUACUUUAGAACGACUGGAGAAUUUAAGUGAAGAGUACGACCGAAAAAUUCGGCUUAGAAAAACUCAAUUCCAUUUAUUUUUGGUUGCCCUAAAGGGUUUACAAAAAAUUGUUGAGGGUAGGUCUUAUUUAAAAUAAACUGCCACGUAAUGUAAUUAUUAAUUUUUGUAGAUGAUGAUCUAUCUUCAGUCAAAGAUGAUUUGAUGCCUACACAGUCAUCAAAGUCUGUACACGAAGAGAUUUCUAUGAAAAUGGAUACAAGUUGAAGAUUAUGUAUUUAUGUAUAGUAGCCGCAAACUUUUGCCUUUAUUCAUUGCGAGACCUUGAUUGACUUCGCUUCAAUCUUGAUACGAUCUUUGUACGUACGUCUUGUAAAUAUAAAAUAUCACAUGUAAAUUUGUUGUAAGAUAUGUUUAUUAUAAAUUCCUCGUUUGACACCAUAAAGUCGGGUGGUUGAUGAUGUUUGAUUAUCUUGUGUUGAACGUGUCCAAUUUUGUUUGUUUACAUCGAAUCGUUCCUGAAAUUUAAGUUGAACUCUGAUGAAAAGGUUAACUA
Messenger RNA from Schistosoma rodhaini, 1281 nucleotides. The record is from the annotation of a GenBank genome assembly. Lineage: Eukaryota; Metazoa; Platyhelminthes; Trematoda; Strigeidida; Schistosomatidae.